CUAUCAGCUGUCUGAUUUUAUAAUUUUGCACGCCGCUUAUUUCGUGUUUUUCCGGUAAAUUUCUUUAAAUCUACCAAAAACAAGGACUGAAGACAAGAUGUGGCCCAUUGUAAUGGCUCUCCUAAAGCGUAACGCUGUGUAUAUCACAUUACCAAUUGCCGGCGUGGUUGGUUUCAUUGGUUAUAAUCUGGAGAGUUGGCUAUCUGAUAAAUAUACCCCAUACAGUCCAUCCAUUCAAGAGUUACGCGCCCAACGUUUGACAGAAGAAAGUUUAAACUCAAAUGCCGCCAAUGUGGAGAAAUUACGACUCAGUAGUCCUGUGCUCGAACGCAAUCUUUCCCCCUCGCUGCAGCCCAAAUCCUAGAGUUAAACAUGACCAUGAGAAGUUAUCUAUAAUAAAGUGUUGUUAUCAAUAAAACAAAAAAAGAUACGCCAAAAAA
Messenger RNA from Drosophila elegans, 440 nucleotides. Its product is annotated as small integral membrane protein 12-A. Bases 98 to 364 code for a protein of 88 amino acids. The record is from RefSeq and is a predicted model, not a curated record. The transcript has 2 exons. NCBI's taxonomy places the organism in Eukaryota, Metazoa, Arthropoda, Insecta, Diptera, Drosophilidae.